AUGGAAGUGAAUACGCAAUUUACGUUUGUUCUCAGUGUUUUUCCAAAUCUGUUGGUAAUCUAUAUGGCAACAACGACCAGAAUACGCGAAAUCAAACAGUUUCGAAUUAUAAUUGCAAUACAAUCCGUUAUCGAGAUAUUGUCAUCGUUAAUUUUGUCUACCUUCAGCAUCGUAAGCUUUCUGAAACCGAUGUUCAGUGGCGUUUCAUCAGUUAUCUGA
This is a messenger RNA of Gongylonema pulchrum, 219 nucleotides long. NCBI's taxonomy places the organism in Eukaryota, Metazoa, Nematoda, Chromadorea, Rhabditida, Gongylonematidae. The record is from the annotation of a GenBank genome assembly.